Marasmius oreades (fairy-ring Marasmius) is the source of this 690-nucleotide messenger RNA. RefSeq lists its product as uncharacterized. Bases 1 to 690 code for a protein of 229 amino acids. Gene Ontology annotation, biological process: vacuolar proton-transporting V-type ATPase complex assembly. Gene Ontology annotation, cellular component: endomembrane system. NCBI's taxonomy places the organism in Eukaryota, Fungi, Basidiomycota, Agaricomycetes, Agaricales, Marasmiaceae. The record is from RefSeq and is a predicted model, not a curated record. The transcript is spliced from 2 exons.
AUGUCACGGACAGCAUCCCAGCUUAGUGUUUCCCUUGAGAUCCAUCUCGUGGAGGCGCUACAAUCAUUAUUUCCAGUUCUUCCAUCUGUACAACAAGCUCAGCUUGAACCUUAUCUAUCUACCUCAAAUCGUCCAUCCUCAAUUCCAUAUGCACUGCUUCAAUCCGUUUCUCAAUGGGCUAGAUCAACCACAGGACAACAAUCUCUCCAGUCUGCAUCCCAAAUAUUGAAUCCGAACGAUUACUCCAUGAUUGCUCUUUUGGCUGGGGCAACAACAUCGCCUGGUAGCAAGUUUCCGCCGUAUCAACCUUCCAAAGGUGCGGAGGAGAUUGCACAAGAUAACAAGAGGGAACGCAGAGCUAUAGGAAUCAUCGUGAAUGCUGUCUUUAGCAUCGUUGGUACCGGAGGUGCUUGCUGGUGGGGCUCGAAGAAUACUGGUUGGAAACUCGAAUGGCGCGUUCUUUUUGCGUUCCUUGCAGCGAUGGUCGUGGCACUGGCCGAGAUUGUACUUUACAUUCUCUGGCAGCAACGACAAAAUACCCCACCUCAACAACAGAAACGUUUUAUUCGCAUCAAACGCGAUAUAUCUGAAGUUGAUGACACGUUACCCGCGCCUUUAACAUUAAAGGAAAAAUCGACGGCAAAGGGCCUCAGGCUAAGAAAUACGAAAGACAGUGGGCAGGACGAUUGA